GCCCGCCAUUUGGUUUGAUUGCGGAUAGAGGUCUCGUCUUUCUAUUCAUAUUUCCUAAAGUUAAAUCACAGCGGGUUGUCAAUCAACCACGUAUUGACAAGUGGAUUUUGAUUGAUACCCAGAAUGUCGUACGGAGGAAGAAGACCGUACGGUGGUUACCCUACAAGGCAGUUCCCUCCCCUGUCCCCAACUCCGCGCCCAACCUACGCCGAACCUAACGUUCCACAGCGAGAGCCGGUCAUCCUGCCAAGUAUCGCUGACAAGUAUGCCGACGGAGCAACUUAUCGUAGACACCGCAUCAAGCCUGUAUCCCCAGUGGAUGAAAGCAUCUAUGACUUUUCCAAUAUGUCUACCAAGCUUCCCCCUAUUCGCCCACCAGCACGUGGCAAAGAGGCCUACGAUCCCGCAACCUCCAGAAGACCAGACCAGAGAAGGUACGGACAGCGCUCGAGAACUCUUGGUGGAGCAGUUGGUUUCAGAUCCAGCACAGGCACAAGGCGAUACUAAUUUAUAUACAAAGUUUAAAUGUCUAUAUACGAAGAAUCCUGCCAAUACUUCCAUCCGAGCUGCUUUAUCCAUUCAGUACAUCGUAUACAAGAUCUAAUGUCCGCUGACUACAAUAAUUCGAAUUUUCCCUGGUCAUGCUUGGUAAGAUGAGAAAACAGUGUUUAUUUCUUUUUUUUUAUUAAUAUAUAUUUUUUUUUUUACAUAAUUUCAUUACCAAAAUGCGUUCCUUCGUAAAUCCCAACCAUACACUACUGAUAUGUGGUAGUCAAACACUGGCUCACAAGCUUUACUUCUAC
Molecule: messenger RNA, 803 nt
Organism: Pecten maximus
Lineage: Eukaryota; Metazoa; Mollusca; Bivalvia; Pectinida; Pectinidae
Exons: 6
Coding region: 124-507 (127 amino acids)
Source: RefSeq, a predicted model, not a curated record